UGUAGCAAUGUUUUGCUUCCCUCUCUCCGAAAAUUUUUGGCGCCCUAUUUUCCCCCCUUAGCCUUCCCGAACCCUAAACCCCUCUCCUCGUACCAUCUUUUCCUCCCUUAGCCUUCCUACCGAAACCUUAAGCAUCAGCAUCCAAGAGGGAGUCCAACUUUAGCGUAGAUGGCUGAGGUUCCUUAAACAUCAACAUCCAAGGGGUUAGGCUAUGGGAGGGAGCAGCGGAUCUGUGCCGACUGGCCUGGUGGUGGAGGAUGAGUAUGCCACUGUGAGGACGUCAGUGUGGUGGGAUAUCAAGAACUGCCAGGUUCGAAAGGCAUGCGAUCUGCACCUGAUCGCCCAAAACAUAAGCUCAGUGUUGGCGGAGAUGGGGUACCGCGGCCCCGUCUCAAUCUCUGCCUUCAGAGACACAAGCAAGAUAGCCCAGCCCACGGUGCAAGCGCUGAACAGCACCGGCAUCGCUCUUAACCAUGUCCCUGCCGUUGCAGGUAAUCAAUUAGAAGCUUAAUGGCUAUGUAAGAAUAGAUGGUUGUUAUUCAGAAAACAUAUGCUGGACAAAGAGUGACAUGUUGGUGGCAAAUGGUAGUUGAUAGACUAUGUUGUAUUCAUGAUAGCUCUAAGAGGAUGACCAGGACUUCCCCCCAACACAACAAGCCUUGCAAAGAUUAUCAACAAUACAGAUAUGGUGCCAACUUUAUGUUGUUUUUUGUAUUUAUUUUGCAGUUUACUGAUGUUGGAUACAAAGUACUUCUGAAAAGAAUAGCCAGUAGCACUGAGAAAGAUAUUCUCCAAGGAAUUACAGGUUCAUCUAGGCCUGGAGAACUCUUGGCCGUAAUGGGGCCUUCAGCCAGUGGGAAAACUACUCUUCUCAGCCUCCUUGGUGGAAGAACUACUGCUAAUAUCGUUCAAGGAUCUAUCACAUAUAAUGAUGAACCAUAUUCCAAGUCCCUAAAGGGCAGGAUUGGGUUCGUCACCCAGGAUGAUGUUCUAUUUGCACAUCUCACCGUGAGAGAAACAUUAACUUAUGCCGCUUUGCUUAGACUUCCGAGGACAAUGAGUAGACAGCAGAAGGAAGAAAGGGUCGUGAAUGUUAUCACUGAGCUGGGGCUUCAGAGGUGCCAAGAUACCAUCGUUGGUGGAUCCUUCAUUAGAGGAGUUUCAGGUGGCGAGAGGAAAAGAGUUUGCAUUGGGAAUGAGAUCCUUGUUAAUCCAUCCUUGCUGUUCCUGGAUGAGCCGACAUCUGGUCUUGAUUCGACAACAACCCUUAGAGUUGUUCAAGUAUUGACUGAGAUAGCUGAGUCUGGCAAAACCGUCGUGACGACAAUUCAUCAACCAUCCAGUAGACUCUUUCACAGAUUUGACAAGCUGAUUCUGCUUGGAAAGGCUAGUUUGUUCUACUUUGGGAGGGCAUCAAAAGCCAUGUCCUACUUCUCAUCGACUGGAUUCUCUCCUCUGAUAGCGAUGAACCCAGCAGAGUUUUUAGUAGAUCUUGCAAAUGGCAACACCAAUGAUGUCACAGUGCCAACAGGAUUGGAGGACAAACUGCAAUCUAAAGAAUCAGGAAGGCACACAACAAGAGGCAAGCUAUCUGCAGAAGAUGUGCAUGAGUAUCUGGUGGCCGCUUAUGAGACAAAAUUUGCCGAGAAGAAGAAGAAGAUUCUGACUCCGCUUCCGAUAAACAGAGACUUGAAAUCAAUUGAGUUUUACAAAUCAAGAAUUUAAAAUCAUUGGGAUAAGUGACAAGCCUUGCAAAGAUGAAAUGUGAGUCUUUCCGGAUUGUGUUGUUUUAUUAUUUGUCAGUAUUUUGCAAUCAAUUGGUUUAUAAGAAUCUUUGAAUUUUUGAACCAUAUGUAAUGAAGCAUUGUUUUAAGAACUAGGAGAAGUUGUUUUUAUAUAAAUGGAGGCACUAGUGGCGGGCAUCUCCGGCAUCCGGGAAUUUUAUUUCUUAUGAGCUAUCACUGAGAGAUUUGGUGGAGACUCCAAGGAUAGUGAAGAAGGUGGAGGAAGCUGCAGAGAUGAGGCAGGAAGGGGCCAAGAAUAAGAUAGAGAAGGCAACGGAUAGAAGCAAAGGAGGCUUGUUCCUCAAAACCUCUGUGCCAGUUUUAGAUGGAGGGAAGACGAAGAGCUCGAGGUCUAAUUCUUUUGCAAAGGUGUCUCCAAAGCUAGAAGCAGAGAAGGGGCUGCAAGAGUUGCAAUAUAGGGGAGGAAGCAGAAUCAAAUGCAGUUCUGAAACAAGUAGCAGAAGCAGUAGCAGGUAAAUUUCUUCAGACAAAAAUCUCAUGUGCGUGUGUUGUUCGAAUGUAUUAUUUUGAUGUUUCAGGAAGAUGAGAGGCUACUGCUGUGGGUUCUUAGCUACAAACAAGAGCAAGUCCAAGGAAACAUCAAAGGAAGUCGAUUAAUGAAUCCUCUGUUAGAUUCAGGAGGUUUGCUAAUAGUGUAGUUAUCUCAUCAAGGACACGAAUGGUUAGAUUCUGGAGAGCUUGAGAAGUUGGAAAAAUGGCUGUGAUGAGAUAUGUGAUGAAGUAAUCACAAGGAACUUAUUUGUUCCUUAGUUGAAGAUUAUGAUGGGACUUGUUUAUUAGUUGUAAAUAGAACUUAUUUGUUUAUUUGUAUUGAGAUAAAUUUUAUUUAAA
This is a messenger RNA of Zingiber officinale, 2636 nucleotides long. Its product is annotated as ABC transporter G family member 22-like. The transcript is spliced from 7 exons. The coding region runs from base 529 to 1725 and encodes 398 amino acids. The record is from RefSeq and is a predicted model, not a curated record. Gene Ontology annotation, molecular function: ATP hydrolysis activity; ABC-type transporter activity; ATP binding. NCBI's taxonomy places the organism in Eukaryota, Viridiplantae, Streptophyta, Magnoliopsida, Zingiberales, Zingiberaceae.